Molecule: messenger RNA, 1198 nt
Organism: Pectinophora gossypiella (pink bollworm)
Lineage: Eukaryota; Metazoa; Arthropoda; Insecta; Lepidoptera; Gelechiidae
Product: activating signal cointegrator 1 complex subunit 1
Exons: 8
Coding region: 67-1158 (363 amino acids)
Biological process (GO): regulation of DNA-templated transcription; DNA alkylation repair
Cellular component (GO): nucleus
Molecular function (GO): RNA binding
Source: RefSeq, a predicted model, not a curated record
ACAUAUGGGUUAUUUAAUUAUUAUACGAAAAAAAUAAUUUUAUUUACAGUUUAAAUCCAAUUAAACAUGAACGAGAUUCUUCGGCCAGAAGUAUUAUGGAUAGAAGGGAGAUGUUACAGGGUAAACGAUCCUAACUUUGAUAUUGCAGCCUUUCAAGAACAUGAUUUGUAUGAAAAUGAUAUGGAUUACGACAGAGUAGAUGAUGAAGGAGAUGAUGACAAUUUUGAAGUGACCAGGAUUGAUGACAGCCGUUACUGUACUAGUUUACAUGUAUCAAAACACUAUAUAGGAUCAAUUAUAGGCAAAAAAGGUGUUAUUAAGAUGAGAAUUGAACGUGAUACUAGAACUGAAAUAAAAAUUCCAAGACAAGGUCAAUCAGGAGACAUUGUAAUCUUUGGUUCCAGUGAAUCUAAUGUGAAGGCAGCUAGAAGACGAAUAAAUAUAAUAGUGAUAUCAUCAAGAAUGAAACAGAAAGCUACACAUUUCUUAUCUAUUCCACUGAACACUCCAGAGAUUAUUGAGAAAUUUGAAAAAUUUAAGGAGAGUGUCCUGCGUAAUUGUCCAGACCGGGGUCUAGAUGAAACAUUGUUCAUCAAACCAAACAAACUGCACUUGACCAUAGGUGUAAUGUGCUUGAUGGACAAGGAAGAAAGACUGCGCGCCGCCCACCUGCUGACUGAAGCUAAACAGAAAAUUAUAAAACCUAUGCUCGAAAAUUAUUUGCCGCUGAAAUUGCGUCUGAAAGGGCUUUCCUACAUGAACGACGAUCCGCGUGAAAUAGACGUAUUGUACGGGCUGGUGCAAGAAGAGGACGCACCAUCAGGCUUGGUGCAGGGGCUUGUUGACGCACUUGUUGACCAUUAUUAUAAGGCUGGGUUCAUGGAAAGGAACGAGCGAGCGAAUGUGAAGCUUCAUGUCACUUUUAUAAACUCCAAGUACCGGAAAGGGACUUCUCGUACGAGUAUUGUCAACAAUGAAGAGCAAAGAAACGCGAAGAAACUGAGAGAGACCUUCGAUGGAUCCGGAGUGCUACAAAAAUUUGUCGACUUCGAUUUCGGCGUGACAGAACUAAAGGAAAUACAUUUGUCCCAGCGCCAUUGUAUCGCAAGCGACGGAUAUUACCAACCCACUUGUGUUGUUACUUGUACAACGGGUUGAUAAUAAAGUAAUGUUACAUAAUUUAUAUUUUUGCAAUAAA